UAUACAUUCAUUCUACAUGCUCAGCUCGAGCGAAACACAACUGUUUUGAUUUCAAAAUUCUAAAAAAAAAAAACUUAAAAUUAAAAGGAAAAUUAGUUAAUUAUAAUUUUUAGAUUUUUUAUUGCACAAAAUUUGUACUUCUAAAAUUAUAUAUGGAGGUUUUCUAUACCUUUUAGUUCUUUUGGACUCGUUCAAUUUUGGAAGAACAAUACGCAUUUUUCUCAUUUAUUUUCGGCUUCAAAAUUUGUUUACACUAAAAUUAUUUUUGUGAAAUAGUUUUUUUUUUUGGUCUUGCGACCGUUUAAAUAUAAAAUUGUAUUUUUGUUGCUGCUAAUGAAUAGUAAAAAACUAAAUUCAAGUGAUGUCGUGGAGCCCGUGACGAUUGUCAGCUUCUGCAGGACUUUACUGCAUGAAGUGCUGAUAUUUCUGUUGUUCUUUUCGAUAUCGGCGGUGGUUUUCUUCGUGUUCUUCUCGGCGUUGAAUAGUUUUGCCAUGAUGGCCACAAAUAAGCCACGACCCUUUAAAUAUUGUUUAUGGCCCAAAGAAUGGUGCAGUAUACUCAACAAGCAGCCCAAGCUGCAUGAGCCGGAGUCACUCGUCAUGCAGCAACAGCAUAUAGAACGGUCGCGGCCAAAAUAUGAUCGUUUUUUGGAUUACAUGUUUAGAGCCACAUAGCGGCACAAUAAUAAAUACAUAAAAUAUUCUGUACAUAUAAUACAUGGUUAACCGACAGCACCUUACUUGUCAUUAUGCACACAUCGUAUGUUCUCCACAACUGUGGCGUCACUUAAGCGUUCCGAACUGUCGGGUCUUUCCUGAUGAAGUUUGAAGUUAAAUUAUAUAUAUGCCACCGGGCAAAUGUCUCUCGUCAA
Molecule: messenger RNA, 872 nt
Organism: Drosophila virilis
Lineage: Eukaryota; Metazoa; Arthropoda; Insecta; Diptera; Drosophilidae
Source: RefSeq, a predicted model, not a curated record